GGGACGGAGCGAUGUCGGGCCGAGGCGCGGGCGGGUUCCCGCUGCCCCCGCUAAGCCCUGGCGGCGGCGCCGUGGCUGCGGCCCUGGGAGCGCCGCCUCCCCCCGCGGGACCCGGCAUGCUGCCCGGACCGGCGCUCCGGGGACCGGGUCCGGCAGGAGGCGUGGGGGGCCCCGGGGCCGCCGCCUUCCGCCCCAUGGGCCCCGCGGGCCCCGCGGCGCAGUACCAGCGACCUGGCAUGUCACCAGGGAACCGGAUGCCCAUGGCUGGCUUGCAGGUGGGACCCCCUGCUGGCUCCCCAUUUGGUGCAGCAGCUCCGCUUCGACCUGGCAUGCCACCCACCAUGAUGGAUCCAUUCCGAAAACGCCUGCUUGUGCCCCAGGCGCAGCCUCCCAUGCCUGCCCAGCGCCGGGGGUUAAAGAGGAGGAAGAUGGCAGAUAAGGUUCUACCUCAGCGAAUCCGGGAGCUUGUUCCAGAGUCUCAGGCGUACAUGGAUCUCUUGGCUUUUGAGCGGAAGCUGGACCAGACCAUUGCUCGCAAGCGGAUGGAGAUCCAGGAGGCCAUCAAAAAGCCUCUGACACAAAAGCGAAAGCUUCGGAUCUACAUUUCCAAUACGUUCAGUCCCAGCAAGGCGGAAGGCGAUAGUGCAGGAACUGCAGGGACCCCUGGGGGAACCCCAGCAGGGGACAAGGUGGCUUCCUGGGAACUCCGAGUGGAAGGAAAACUGCUGGAUGAUCCUAGCAAACAGAAGAGGAAGUUUUCUUCAUUCUUUAAGAGCCUCGUCAUUGAGCUGGACAAGGAGCUGUACGGGCCUGACAAUCACCUGGUGGAGUGGCACCGGAUGCCCACCACCCAGGAGACAGAUGGCUUCCAAGUAAAACGGCCUGGAGACCUCAACGUCAAGUGCACCCUCCUGCUCAUGCUGGAUCAUCAGCCUCCCCAGUACAAAUUGGACCCCCGAUUGGCAAGGCUGCUGGGAGUGCACACGCAGACGAGGGCCGCCAUCAUGCAGGCCCUGUGGCUUUACAUCAAGCACAACCAGCUGCAGGAUGGGCACGAGCGGGAGUACAUCAACUGCAACCGUUACUUCCGCCAGAUCUUCAGUUGUGGCCGACUCCGUUUCUCCGAGAUUCCCAUGAAGCUGGCAGGGUUGCUGCAGCAUCCAGACCCCAUUGUCAUCAACCAUGUCAUUAGUGUCGACCCUAACGACCAGAAGAAGACAGCCUGUUACGACAUCGAUGUGGAGGUGGACGACCCACUGAAGGCCCAAAUGAGCAAUUUUCUGGCCUCUACCACCAAUCAGCAGGAGAUCGCCUCCCUUGAUGUCAAGAUCCAUGAGACCAUUGAGUCCAUCAACCAGCUGAAGACCCAGAGAGAUUUCAUGCUCAGUUUUAGCACCGACCCCCAGGACUUCAUCCAGGAAUGGCUCCGUUCCCAGCGCCGAGACCUCAAGAUCAUCACUGAUGUGAUUGGAAAUCCUGAGGAGGAGAGACGAGCUGCUUUCUACCACCAGCCCUGGGCCCAGGAAGCAGUAGGCAGGCACAUCUUUGCCAAGGUGCAGCAGCGAAGGCAGGAACUGGAACAGGUGCUGGGAAUUCGCCUGACCUAACUGCUCAGGGAUCUUUCUUCCCAGCCCUGGAGCCUGGAGGGAGACCACCCUCUGGGUCCUUGCUGGGGCCGCAGACACGUAGGCUGGGGUGAGGAGUGUCUGCUGUCACCCUCUACUCUCCAGCUUUAGUCUUAUAAAUGUAGUGAUAGGAUUCCUUGUUGCUUGGUCCCCAAAGCCUUAUACUUUUUGCAUUGGCUUUAAUUGGGUUCAGCAGAUGCCUCCUCUGCCCCCCUGCAGGCAGGCCCAAGUAGGACUGCUGGAGGCUGUGCUUUGACAUUGUAAGACAUUUCCGAACCAAAGGCUGCUGGGUUUGCAUGUUUACAGACUCCCCCUGGGGCGAGGGUCAGAGCUGGCUCUGGGGAGCUGGGCUAGGAAGAGGAGGUGCAGCCCAGACUCUUCCUAGCCUUUCUAAACCAAAGUUCUUUGCCAUUCCUACAAGCCCAGCCUUGCUGCUGGUUUUUUCCUUUCCUUUGGGUAUUUGCACUAUUUUGGGAGCAAGUUUUCUAUGUGGGAGCCACUUUUUUUGUACAGGGGUAAGUUGGGGGUUUUCAGGGAGCCUGUUAGGUGCCUCCUUCUUUUCUUUCCUCAAUCUAUGCAAGCGGCUCUGGCCGCCAUCAUCUCCUGGGAUGCCAGAGGGCUGCCUCUCCAGCGGCUUGGGCCGGGGAGGGGACACUCCAGUUCUCUAGCAUGGCCUGAGGUAUGGGGUAUGUGCAUGUGGAGGCCAGGGUAAGGUGAAUGGGGAGGCUGGGAGGACUGGUGUUGCCCUUUGGAGCUUGGUGAGGAGGGUGGGCCUAGGGCUUGGCGAGUGCCACAUCUGGCAGGUUUGGAAAUUUCCAAAUAAAUCCUUUUGUCUAUUG
Homo sapiens (human) is the source of this 2464-nucleotide messenger RNA. RefSeq names its product SWI/SNF related BAF chromatin remodeling complex subunit D2 (gene SMARCD2). Lineage: Eukaryota; Metazoa; Chordata; Mammalia; Primates; Hominidae. The record is from RefSeq and is marked reviewed. Gene Ontology annotation, molecular function: ATP-dependent chromatin remodeler activity. Gene Ontology annotation, cellular component: nucleus; SWI/SNF complex. The transcript has 13 exons. Gene Ontology annotation, biological process: positive regulation of DNA-templated transcription. The coding region runs from base 12 to 1607 and encodes 531 amino acids.